CUCGAGGCCGUCUUCUGCAUGUUCGACGGCGGCACGGGCUCCAUGGACGUGCGGCGUCUGGGCGCCUGCCUCCACAAGCUCGGCGUCAAGUACGACAAGAAGAUGCUCGACGCGGCCACCAGCGCGUUCGACGCCGACGGCUCGGGCAAGAUCGAGCUCGGCGAGUUCGUCGAGAUGUUCGCGACGCUCCGGGCGAGCGACGAGCUCGCCGUGGAGAACGUCGGCGCGACGCGCGAGAAGCUCAGCGACGUCGAGGCCGUCGCGGCGCGCGAGUCGUUCGACCGCCUCGGCAGCCACGGCAAGGUCGGCUCGGGCGAGAUCGGCAAGCUCUUGAGGGACGUGGGCGUGGAGGCGUCCGCGGCGGACGUCCUGGGCCUUUUUCGGUUUCUCGACAAGGACGGCUCGGGGUCCAUCGAGUUCGACGAGUUCGUGAACCUCGUCGAG
Messenger RNA from Aureococcus anophagefferens, 444 nucleotides. RefSeq lists its product as hypothetical. Gene Ontology annotation, molecular function: calcium ion binding. The record is from RefSeq and is a predicted model, not a curated record. NCBI's taxonomy places the organism in Eukaryota, Pelagophyceae, Pelagomonadales, Pelagomonadaceae. The transcript has a single exon. The annotation marks the transcript as partial.